Molecule: messenger RNA, 2150 nt
Organism: Passer montanus (Eurasian tree sparrow)
Lineage: Eukaryota; Metazoa; Chordata; Aves; Passeriformes; Passeridae
Product: soluble scavenger receptor cysteine-rich domain-containing protein SSC5D-like
Exons: 14
Cellular component (GO): membrane
Source: RefSeq, a predicted model, not a curated record
AUCCCUGUGGAUACCUGGGGGUUACCUGUGAGCACCUGGGAGACACCUGUGGGUACCUGGGGUUACCUGGGCGCACCUGUGGGUACCUGGGGGUUACCUGUGAGCACCUGGGAGACACCUGUGAGCACCUGGGUUUCCCUGGGGAUCACCUGUGGGUACCUGUGAGGCACCUGGUGGUACCUGGGUUUACCUGGGGGUUACCUGGGCGCACCUGUGGGUACCUGGGGGUUACCUGGGCGCACCUGUGGGUACCCGGGGUACCUGUCCUGAGCAGCCCAGGUGUUGCAGACUCGCUGGAGCCGGAGCCGCCUCACCUGCGCCUGGCCGGGGGCGGGCACCGCUGCGCGGGGCGGGUGGAGCUGCUGCACCUGGGCAGGUGGGCCGGGGUCUGCGGGCACACCUGGGGCCCGCGCGAGGCCCAGGUGGUCUGCAGGCACCUGGGCUGCGGGACCCCCCUGGACGCACCUGGGGGCGCACCUGGGGACGCACCUGGGGGCGCACCUGGCCAGGUGUGGCUGGACCAGGUGAGCUGCAAAGGCACCGAGAGAGACCUGAGGGAGUGCAGGGCGGGGCCCUGGCGGGAGCGCACCUGUGCCCCGGGGGGCGUGGCCAACGUGACGUGUUCAGGUGGGUGUGACGUCAUCCUCGCCUGUGUGUGUGUGGGGGGGCUCGGGUGGGUGUGCUCAGGUGAGACCCCAGCGCCCCCAGGUGAGGCCCUGGCACUCUCAGGUGUGACCACGGCACCCUCAGGUGCGUCCCUGCCUCACCCAGGUGUGACCCCGGCGCCCCCAGGCGCGGCCCUGCCGCCCUCAGGUGCGACCCCGGAACCCUCAGGUGUGCCCCCAGGUGCGACCCUGGAACCCUCAGGUGAGCCCCGGGAGGGCCAGGUGCGGCUGGCCGGGGGCCCGCACAGGUGCGCGGGGCGCGUCGAGGUGUUCCACGCGGGCAGGUGGGGCACGGUGUGCGACGACACCUGGGACCUGGCGGCCGCGCGCGUCACCUGCCGCCAGGUGCGCUGCGGCCCCGCCCUCUGGGCGCCGGGGGCGGCGCAGUUCGGGCGCGGCUCAGGUGCGAUCUGGCUGGAUGUGCUCAGGUGUGCCGGCACCGAGGCUCACCUGGCCGAGUGCCCCGGGCACACCUGGGGGCGCAGCGACUGCUACCACGGAGAGGACGCCGGGGCCGUGUGCGCAGGUGAGACAGGUGAGGUGCGGCUGGCGGCCGGGCCGCACCUGUGCGCAGGUAGGGUGGAGGUGCUGCACGAGGGGCGCUGGGGCUCCGUCUGCGACCGCGGCUGGGACCUGAGCGACGCCCAGGUGCGUUACCUGCCCCAGGUGUGUUCCCUGCCCCAGGUGUAUAUUUACCUCACCCAGGUGGUGUGCCGCCAGUUCGGGGAGGGGGCGGGGCCCAUCUGGCUGGACGGGCUCAGGUGCGCCGGCACCGAGGCUCACCUGGCCGAGUGCCCCGGGCACACCUGGGGGCAGCACUCCUGCAACCACGCCGAGGACGCCGGGGCCGCGUGCGAAGGUGAGGCACGGGUGGGACAGGUGGUGUGCCGCCAGGUGGGCUGCGGGCGGGCGCUGGCGGCGCCGGGCGGGGCGCGGUUCGGGCGGGGCUCGGGCCAGGUGUGGCUGAGCGAGCUCACCUGCGCGGGCAGCGAGCGGCACCUGGGCCAGUGCCCCGCCCCCCCCUGGGGCAGCAACACCUGCGGCCACGGCCAGGACGCGGCGGUGGAGUGCGCAGCCCCGCCCCCCUCGCCCUCACCUGCGCCAGGUGAGCCCCGGGAGGGCCAGGUGCGGCUGGCCGGGGGCCCGCACAGGUGCGCGGGGCGCGUCGAGGUGUUCCACGCGGGCAGGUGGGGCACGGUGUGCGACGACACCUGGGACCUGGCGGCCGCGCGCGUCACCUGCCGCCAGGUGCGCUGCGGCCCCGCCCUCUGGGCGCCGGGGGCGGCGCAGUUCGGGGAGGGGGCGGGGCCCAUCUGGCUGGACGGGCUCAGGUGCGCCGGCACCGAGGCUCACCUGGCCGAGUGCCCCGGGCACACCUGGGGGCAGCACUCCUGCAACCACGCCGAGGACGCCGGGGCCGCGUGCGAAGCCCCGCCCCCCUCGCCCUCACCUGUAACUCACCUGUCCUUACCUGUCCGUUCAUGA